CCAUUAAUUUCCAGGGAUGCACGCAGGCAAGGUGCGUCUCUCUCUCUCUCUGCUACAUACAUCCAUUCAAUGUCUUUCUAGUUAAUUAUUGUUUUUUUUUGUGGAAUUUUGCACUUGGAAAAAUGCCACUCCACUGCACAUUCUCAGUUUAAUUUGGAGGAUCAAUGGUAGCUAGCUAGAGCUACUAGAGACAUACAUGGCGGAUCCUCUGGUGCGAGCGCGACCCAAAAGGAAGAAGGUCUUAGCGGACUACUUGGUGCGACUCCGAUGGAUUCCUGCCCUCUUCGUGGCCCUUCCAAUAUCUGCGCUGAUCUACCUGAGCGUCUUCCUGGUGAACACGUGGUCCGCCAUGAAAUCCGAGAAGCGUCGACAGAAGGAACACCAGGAGAACGUAGAGGUCGUGAAGCGUCUCAAGGAGAGGGAUCCGAAGAGGGACG
Zea mays is the source of this 437-nucleotide messenger RNA. RefSeq lists its product as uncharacterized. NCBI's taxonomy places the organism in Eukaryota, Viridiplantae, Streptophyta, Magnoliopsida, Poales, Poaceae. Gene Ontology annotation, molecular function: oxidoreductase activity, acting on the CH-CH group of donors, NAD or NADP as acceptor. The record is from RefSeq and is marked predicted. Gene Ontology annotation, biological process: steroid metabolic process. Gene Ontology annotation, cellular component: cytoplasm; membrane.